ACCCCCGUUAUGGACUAGCCGCUCGCCUCGGUUCGUCGCAUCGGGAAUACAAAGGAAAACACUCACACUCACAAUCUCACAAAACACAUCCAUAGAUACACACACACACACACGUCAGUGUCGGAGCUGCAUCGGCACCCGAACAGGACGGUAUAUCCGUUGCCGUGCACGAGCGAUGAGCCUGGUCAUCGCGGAGCUGCAUUCUGAGUAGAGGGUCCGCGGCACCGACGCGCUGCUGUUUUAAUUUCACACCGAGAAGAUGGCGAACGAUUCUCCCGCGAAGAGCCUGGUGGAAAUAGACCUCGCGUCGCUGCGGGAUCCGGCCGGAAUAUUCGAGCUCGUAGAAGUGGUCGGUAAUGGCACCUACGGACAAGUCUACAAGGGUCGUCAUGUCAAAACAGGACAACUGGCGGCCAUUAAGGUCAUGGACGUCACAGAGGAUGAGGAGGAGGAGAUUAAGCUGGAGAUUAACAUGCUGAAGAAGUACUCCCACCACAGGAACAUCGCCACCUACUACGGAGCCUUCAUUAAGAAGAGUCCACCUGGACAUGAUGAUCAGCUCUGGCUGGUGAUGGAGUUUUGUGGAGCUGGUUCUAUCACAGACCUGGUGAAGAAUACCAAAGGAAACUCACUGAAGGAAGACUGGAUCGCUUACAUCUCCAGGGAGAUACUCAGGGGUUUGGCCCACCUGCACGCCCAUCACGUGAUCCACCGGGACAUCAAAGGCCAGAACGUUCUACUGACGGAGAACGCCGAGGUCAAACUGGUGGACUUCGGCGUGAGUGCUCAGCUGGACCGCACGGUGGGCCGCAGGAACACCUUCAUCGGAACCCCCUACUGGAUGGCACCUGAGGUCAUCGCCUGCGACGAGAACCCAGACGCCACCUACGACUACAGGAGUGACUUGUGGUCAUGUGGAAUUACAGCUAUAGAGAUGGCAGAAGGUGCCCCUCCCCUGUGUGAUAUGCACCCAAUGAGAGCUCUCUUCCUCAUUCCACGGAACCCUCCUCCACGACUGAAGUCAAAGAAAUGGUCUAAGAAGUUCUUUAACUUCAUUGAGAGUUCCCUGGUGAAGAACUACACGCAGCGCCCCCCCACGGAGCAGCUGCUGAAGCACCCCUUCAUACGGGACCAGCCCAACGAGAGACAGGUGCGCAUCCAGCUCAAGGACCACAUCGACCGCACCAAGAAGAAGAGGGGAGAGAAGGAUGAGACAGAGUAUGAGUACAGUGGGAGUGAGGAAGAGGAGGAGGAAGCACCUGAACAAGAGGGAGAACCCAGCUCGAUCGUGAAUGUGCCGGGGGAGUCGACCCUGCGGCGCGACUUCAUCCGGCUGCAGCAGGAGAACAAGGAGCGCUCGGAGGCGCUAAGGCGACAGCAGCUCCUGCAGGAGCAGCAGCUGCGCGAGCAGGAGGAGUACAAGCGCCAACUACUGGCCGAACGCCAGAAGCGCAUCGAGCAGCAGAAGGAGCAGAGGAGGCGACUGGAGGAGCAGCAGAGGCGUGAGCGGGAGGCGCGGCGGCAGCAGGAGCGCGAGCAGAGGAGGCGCGAGCAGGAGGAGAAGCGGCGCGUGGAGGAGCUGGAGAGGAGGCGCAAGGAGGAGGACGACCGCCGCCGCGCCGAGGAGGAGAAGAGGAGGGCGGACCGCGAGCAGGUCAGACCUGGGGAGUAUAUCCGUCGGCAGCUGGAGGAGGAGCAGAGGCAUCUGGAGAUUCUGCAACAGCAGCUGCUACACGAGCAGGCCAUGCUACUGGAGGGUAAGUGGCGUGGGCUGGAGGAGCAGCGGCAGGCUGAGAGGCUGCAGAGGAAGCUCCAGCAGGAACAGGCCUACCUGCUCACCCUGCAACAGCAGCUCCCAUUGGACAGGAGCAGGACCAGCCUGCAGCAUCCUCAGCAGCCAUUGGACAAGAGUGAUGACAGAUUACAGAACUCUCAACAGCCAUUGGACAAGAAUGACCGCAGAUUACCGAAUUCUCAACAGCCAUUGGACAGAGUUGCACAGAAACCUCACCAACCAAGCAGGAGACCCCCUGCUCCCCCACCCCCGGCCCCACCAGACAGAAGUGAGCCCAACGGACCCCUAUCAGAGAAGAGUCAACAACAACAACAACAACAACAACAAUUCCAAUUCCAUAAUCAUCACCAGUCACAUCAUCAACAGCGACCUCAUCUUUGUCAGCAAGCACUACCUCAGAGCACCCAUCGGCCUGCUCCGUCAAGGCCCACCCCUCCAUCUCCUCCGACCAAUCCAGACAGCGCUCAAGACCCACUCCCACCGCAUCCACCAACCACAGGCCCUGUGCUGAACUCUGUGGAAUUGAGUGAGCCAAUAGGAGAGGCAGAUGAGCGCUACAGGAAGAACGUCCAGGGCUCUCCUCAGGCCGCGCCCACCAAACAGGCUCCGCCCGCCGUGCCACCCCGAGCCGACGCCCACGGCAACGGCAGCGCCCCUGACAACCAGGCUAUGCACCGGCCCGGGGAGCCGCAGGACCUGACGGCGCUGGCCAAGGAGCUGCGUGCCGUAGAGGACGUGCGUCCGCCCCACAAGGUCACCGACUACUCGUCCUCCAGCGAGGACUCCGGAACCACCGACGACGACGACGACGAGGAGGUGGACCAGGAGGGGGGCGAGGAGUCCACAUCAGGACCCGAGGACUCACGUGCUGUUUCCUCUCGUCUGAGUAAUGGGGAGACUGAGUCGGUGAAGACCAUGGUUGUCCAUGAUGAUGGAGAGAGUGAAGCCUCAUCCACACCAUGCAAGGACAGCACACUGGUGGUGAGACAGUCUCAAGCAGCGACGACACAGAAGCACAAGUCGUCGUCCUCCUUCACUCCGUUUAUCGACCCGCGCCUGCUACAGGUCUCCCCUUCCACUGGCAGCGCCCUCAACAACGCAGGUUACGGGAGCGAUGCGCGCCUGGCGGAGGCGUUGCGAGCGGACGCGUCCCGUAAGGGUUCCGUGGUCAACGUCAACCCCGUCAACACGCGCCCCCAGAGCGACACGCCCGAGAUACGCAAGUACAAGAAGAGGUUCAACUCCGAGAUCCUGUGUGCAGCACUGUGGGGUGUGAACCUGCUGGUGGGCACGGAGUCUGGCCUGAUGCUGCUGGACCGCAGUGGUCAGGGGAAGGUGUACCCGCUCAUCAACCGCCGCCGCUUCCAACAGAUGGACGUGCUGGAGGGACUCAACGUCCUCGUCACCAUCUCAGGGAAGAAGAAUAAGCUGCGUGUGUACUACCUGUCCUGGCUGCGUAACAAGAUCCUGCAUAACGACCCCGAGGUGGAGAAGAAGCAGGGCUGGACCACUGUGGGGGACCUGGAGGGGUGUGUGCACUACAAAGUUGUGAAGUAUGAGAGAAUUAAGUUCCUGGUGCUGGCGCUGAAGAACUCAGUGGAGGUGUACGCCUGGGCCCCCAAACCAUACCACAAGUUCAUGGCCUUUAAGUCAUUUGGAGACCUGGUGCACAAGCCCCUGCUGGUUGACCUGACGGUGGAGGAGGGUCAGAGGUUAAAGGUCAUCUACGGGUCAUGCUCGGGGUUCCACGCCGUGGAUGUGGACUCAGGGGCCGUCUAUGACAUCUACCUGCCCACCCAUAUCCAGAUGCAUAUCCAGUCCCACGCCAUCAUCAUCCUGCCCAACACGGACGGCAUCGAGCUGCUGGUGUGUUACGAGGACGAGGGCGUCUACGUCAACACCUACGGGCGCAUCACCAAGGACGUGGUGCUGCAGUGGGGGGAGAUGCCCACCUCCGUGGCCUACAUCCGCUCCAACCAGAUCAUGGGCUGGGGGGAGAAGGCCAUUGAGAUCCGCUCCGUGGAGACCGGCCACCUGGACGGGGUCUUCAUGCACAAGAGAGCCCAGAGACUCAAGUUCCUGUGUGAGAGGAACGACAAGGUGUUCUUUGCGUCGGUGCGUUCGGGCGGCUCCAGCCAGGUGUACUUCAUGACGCUGGGCCGCACCUCCCUGCUCAGCUGGUAGAAGCUCCUCCCACCCUGCCUCCAGCCACACCCACUUUUCAAGACCGCCAUGGAAACCAAGUCCAAACAUCAAAACAACCAAUCCCACGGAUCUGGGGUCCCUGCUGUGAGCGCUGUGCCGCGCUGGCGCACAAUGAUGAUGUCACAGACGGGGACUGUGUACAGCUGACCAAUAGGGGAGAGGGGGCGGAGUUUCAGUGUUAUGCUAGUCUGUGUUCGUGUCUCUCUAUUGGACCACUCGAGUGUGUGAGGGUUGCCAUGGAAACCACAGAGGACAUGAUGGGAAUAUUUAAAGGCAUGUUUGUGAAAGAGCUGGCACCUGGUAGAAGACAAAUAGAGUGUGUGUGUGUGUGUGUGUGUGUGUGUGUGUGUGUGUGAGUGUGUUUUUGGGACUAAGGCAGUUGUUCUGAUUCACAGAGAAAAGUGUGUGUAACUAUGUGGCUUCAGUGUGACCUUUGACCUUCAACCUUUCUGUUCAACCCUGUAACCCAAUCACACGGCUGUAUUUAACGGAGGGGCGGGGCUAUUUCUGUAUUUCUCACGCCUCUUUUUACACAGUGGUCAUGUGAUCAAGGCUUUGAGCCAAUAAAGAUACAGAGAGGACUUGCACAUCUCUACACACACACACACACACACUCUAGUAGUAUUGUCCUUAUGUUAUGCUUUGAACAGUGAACUUGAACAGUGUGUGUGUGUGUGUGUGUGCAUACGUGUAUGUGUGUGAUAGAGAGAAAGAGAGAUCCACACACACACACACACACACACAAACGGACUCACAGAUGCUCACACACACAGCACAAACCCCACAUAUGGCUGCAUACAGGUGUCACAGUACCCCCCCC
Messenger RNA from Sardina pilchardus (European sardine), 4820 nucleotides. RefSeq names its product mitogen-activated protein kinase kinase kinase kinase 4. Gene Ontology annotation, molecular function: ATP binding; protein kinase activity. Gene Ontology annotation, biological process: protein phosphorylation. The record is from RefSeq and is a predicted model, not a curated record. The transcript is spliced from 27 exons. NCBI's taxonomy places the organism in Eukaryota, Metazoa, Chordata, Actinopteri, Clupeiformes, Clupeidae. Bases 260 to 3979 code for a protein of 1239 amino acids.